Molecule: messenger RNA, 660 nt
Organism: Opisthorchis viverrini
Lineage: Eukaryota; Metazoa; Platyhelminthes; Trematoda; Opisthorchiida; Opisthorchiidae
Exons: 3
Coding region: 1-660 (219 amino acids)
Source: RefSeq, a predicted model, not a curated record
AUGGCUGUUUUGGGAAUGCCAUCCGGUGCUACGGGUGAACGACAGCCACUUACCGACAAGAACAAAACCGACCAGGGGAACUUGGACAAAGACCUCGAUCCUGUGUAUCAAUCCAUGAAUCGGCUGUUCCUGUGCAGUACGAAUUUCCGGAACAGCGGAAAUCGCUUGACAACGUGCUGCUCACCAUCAAACCAGCGCCGAAUCCAAAUAGACCACAUCGCCGUCAAUUAUCGGUGGCGAGGGUCAAUCACCGCCUGCCGCUUCUUCUGGAACACCAGCGUAGACUCCGACCACGCACUUGUACGCUGCUGCUUUUCAGGUGUACUGAAAACGCGCACAUCUCGCUUAGCCACUGAGAAGCUAGUGGACUCAGAAGUCAAGCGAAACUAUCAGAACCAGCUCCUCGAAUACCUGUCGGACGUUAUGGUGCCGGAUAUAAACAGCCACUGGGAAAAAGUAUCCAAGGCGCUUCUCAAAUCAGAAGCGUCUGCUUACGGUACAACCCAGCCAACCUCAUUCAAGCAUUGGAUCUCUGAUAGGACCGUGUCCUUGCUGGAGACCCGGCAACAGAUUCCACCUGGUCGCCACCACAACUCCACCUGGCGCAUCAUCCGACGCCAGGUGAAACUGAGUGUCCACGCAAACCGAGAAGCUUGGUGA